Messenger RNA from Procambarus clarkii (red swamp crayfish), 3494 nucleotides. Its product is annotated as RAB6A-GEF complex partner protein 2. Gene Ontology annotation, biological process: retrograde transport, endosome to Golgi. Gene Ontology annotation, cellular component: Ric1-Rgp1 guanyl-nucleotide exchange factor complex; Golgi membrane. The record is from RefSeq and is a predicted model, not a curated record. NCBI's taxonomy places the organism in Eukaryota, Metazoa, Arthropoda, Malacostraca, Decapoda, Cambaridae.
UUGGAGAACGGGCUGGGAUAUGACGAGCGAAUCUGGAUUCAGGAACUCUGUGAUCCGGAUCCCAAUGACAAACGCAGGGGGGAGUUCCAGCUGGCGCCGCGGACGUCAACAAGAAGUCACAGCCGAAGAUAAUGGUGGAGGUGCGAGCUCAGGUGUUAGGUGGGCCUGUGCACUUGGCUGGUGAUACUGUGCAGGUCUGUAUCACUGUCACACUCCCCUCAUUAGAUCCUGCUCUUCGUGCUCAGUCCAGUGAUGUAUGUGAAGUUCUUGCAUGGGGCAGUGCACAGAUUCACUGUCAGUGCUCCGUAAAUGAAUAUCGUGUGCGUUUACCUACCUCCAACCCCAAACCAGCAGAGGAGAAAGCUGUUGCUAAUGCUGGUACAGGAUAUACAUCAUUUGCCCCGUGCCGCGGUGAGCGUGGCCACGUUGUUCUUUCAACUAAACCAAAGAUCCUUUUUUGUGACCUCCAGUUGUUACCUGGUGAAAGUCGCUCAUUUGUAUACAAAGAAACACUUCCUUGCGAUGCGCCUCCAACAUAUCGUGGUCAGUUGUUAAAGUACGCUUACAAGAUAACCAUUGGCACUCAGAGGCUUGGGGCACCUACUAAACUACUGCGUGUUCCCAUCAGAGUCAUUGUAUUGCGAGGACUGAGUGAAGCUUGUGUUUAUAGUGAAAGUGGAGAGCUAGCACCAUCGAAUCCAUUCUUGCAUACCCCUCAUCGAGACACACCAAGACACACUGCCCUACAGAUUAUACAGAGUGUUUCAACUCGCAAGAACCUGAGCCAAUAUAACAUAACCAACACUCGAGGGAAAGUGGUGCGGUUCUGUAUUUACAAGACCAGUUUCAGACUUGGAGAGGAUAUUGUCGCUACUUUUGAUUUCAGCACUGCAGAAGUUACAUGUGUACAGUACUCUGUAACGUUGCAAAGUGAGGAAAUUAUUGCCGAAUCCUGCCGUCAACGGCCAUCUCAGAAACCAAUGCUUGUUUCAUACAGCAAGGCACAUGAAGUUUGUCUCAAUUUAUCACAUACCCAUCUUUUGCUACCAAUUCCCCUUCAUGUUACACCAACAUUUAAUACAGAGUUAGUAAGUCUACAGUGGCAGCUACAUUUUGAAUUUGUGACAAGUACAAGUGAGGUCAAAGGCCCGUCUCUUCCUCCCAAUAAAAAUGAAGAAAUAGAGUGGCGAGCGCCAAGCACUAUUGAUAUCGAGACCAUGGUCUGGGACCUGCCAAUCACAAUCCUACCAACAACCCCAAGUCAGGUUGCUCAGGCAGUGUGCAUGCCGGCUCAACACACACUUCUGCUGUGAAUCGUGAUGUAUUAUCAAGCAUGAGGGUUUGUGGCUGAUGCUUCCCGGUACACAAAAGCGGGAAAUGCGGUACUGGUGAUGAUGGGUGGUUCUGUGGUCACCGAGUUGUCACCUCAUCACAUAAGAUAAAUGUAAAGAGGACAACUUGUGGAAAUGCAGUUGCAGUGCUGGAUGUGAGCCAGAUCCUACCCUGGGGUAAUUUUUGGGUGCAAAAUUUGUGUCAAAUUAAAAUUGUGCUUCCAUUACUCAUUUAUCUGGGAACCCCCAUAAUGAAAAUUAGUGAAGAAAAAUAUUGGUAGCUUUGCAAAUAUGUAAGAGUUCAUAGGAGGACCAUUUAGGCUAAGAAAGGCUGUUAUUUAAGUGGGUGAUGCUGGUGAAUAGUGCAGACCUAAGCAUUUUUUUUAUGAGAUAGUUAUCAGUUUUCUUUUUUCAGUAACCAGUUAGGUGCAAGGAAAAUAUUAAUGUAUGAAUGGCAGUAUGCAUAUGUGGAGUUUUAUAGUAUUUCCACAACAGACUGAAAAAGUUAUUAAAAAAUAGAGCAUUCAAAUUGGGAAUGAUUGUAUUGAGAAAAGGUAGAGUUAAAAGAAUGAGGAUAUUGUAGUUAUUAAAUUAUGCAGGUUCAAUUAUAAUAAUUUGUUUUGUCAGAGACAGGAAGACUAUAUUUAUAUAUUUUCAAGUUGUAUCGAGGCGGUCCCCCCCUUUCCCCCCUCCUAAGGUUGAACUGCAGCACUGACCAUUUCUAGGAUGCCUAACUCCAAGCAAACCUAUUUACUACUAGGUGAAAGACGUGCCCAACCAUUUCUGUCCUGCCUGGGAAUCAAACCCAGGAUCUCCAAUUGUGGGGUAAAGAAUGAAGCCAAUUGUACUACAAGACCUUUUGAAAUUGAGGUAUCCUGAGCCACAGGAAGUGGCAGCAACACUAGGCUCAUAAAUCACAGGUUACGAUGAAAAGAUAGUAUUUUUUGUACUUUCAUUGAGCAUGUGAAAUAGUACGUGUACUUCAUAAUUUAUUAAAAAAAACUUUUUUCUUAAUUUGUUUUUAUAAAUGCUAAAAUUGUACAUGCACAUUUGUUGUGUGUGUGUGCCUGUUUUUGUCCCAGCUACAAAAAAUUCAAACUUUUUAUGUCAAAAUGCAAUAAAUUGUUCUGGAAGUAAAGUUAAACAUUCUGGGGGAAAUUACCUAAAAGGAGAGAGAAACAACAUAAUUAAGUAUAUUUAUAUAAAAUUACAUAAAAUUAUUGUCUGGUAUUCCUAGUAAUUUUGUUAAAUAUUUAUAAUGUCAACGUCUGGAUUACUUGCAUCCAAUACAUGCACUAAUUUAGAGUUUUGUACUCGGAUACUUUUGAUAUCGUUCGCCUUAUGCGUUUUUGUUCUCGUAUUGGCAUCCUUGGUGAUAUUUAGCGCCCUCUGAUUAUUCUGCACAUUUGAUGGUGCUACAUAGCCUUCCCGGUUUGGUGCUUUCUUUUGAUAAUUACUUACUUAGAGUUUUGUAACUUGUGUUCACCUAACAACCUCUCUAGUUUAUAUCAGGAUCCAGUAGGAUGGUAAUGGUCUGUUCCUGUAAGUACAAAGGUUUCAUGGAUUUUAUCAUGCUUAUUGGCUAAGCAAAAUACAUUCAGUGCUCUAAUCAUCAUGAGGUGAUUGCACUGACACCCCAAAGCAUGCACUAUACAUAAGGUAACAUCAUACAUACAUUUACCAAGAAUAUGAUCAAGGUAUAUGGCAGACUUGACUCUUCCUUCUGCAGACUUGUAUAUUUGUUACUUCAUCUACUUGAAUGAUAAAGUUCUGUUUUGUGGAAUUUGGACCCUCAUCAAUAAAAUUAUGGGUUAUUCAGAUUGAACAGCAAUUUCCUUCAUGAGAACUUAUGUUACACAAGUUACUUUUUGUUAACGUUGGAAAUUGGAGCAAUUGGAUGUGUUUGACGUCAUAAGGGUGAGCAUCACAGGUGUGGAGGGAUGCAUCUGAAAAUAUCCAUUUCUAAUUUGAUUUUUGGGGGGGAUUGGCCUCCAGCGUAAUAGUAAAUACAGGAACAUUGUGCAUUCCUGUAUAAGUAUGGUGUUUUGUCAGUUGUGUGUGACUGAGAUGUGUUUUGCAAUUGGUUAAUUAUUUAUAAACUUCAUACAUUUAUAAAUAAUAUAUUUAUAUACAUAUUAACAUCGAAUAAAUUAUAUUGUUCUA